GUGUGUCUUUUUUUUUUUAUGUUUUAUAUUUUUUCUCUUCAAGUGGCUGGCUGUUCUCAAGAUAGGUGUGCUUGAUCGUCGUUCGUGCAGAGACAAAUAACAAGAAAACAAACCCGGAUCGCGCGUUGAAUGUACUGCACGCCGCCGCCGUCGUUGGUGGACAGUCACCAACACCCGGCACAGCAGCAGCAGCAACCGCCACAACAGCCACAACCACAACAACAACAACAACAGCAACACCAACAACAGCACCAACUCCACCAACAACAGCAGCAGUAUGCCAUGCAGCGCCUGCUCAACCCGCCCCAACAGCAGCAUGCGGUGGAGUCAACAAUACCAACAACAGGGUCUGCGGCUACCGCGGCACUCCUCCAACACCACGAAAGCAUGCGCAGCAGCAGCAGCAGCAGCGGCACUGGUAGCAGCAUGCUACACUCUCAACAACAACCACAACAACAACAACCGCAGCAGCAGCAGCAGCAAUUAUAUGGCCUCGCGCAAAAUCCGCAGCAGCAGCAGCAGCAGCUCUUGUUUUCGCAGCAGGCGCACGAGUCGGCAGUUGCAUCUCCGCCUCAAACGCCAUCGAGCGUACACGCUGCCUCAGACGCAUCGUCGCCAUUAAGCACCUUGGUAUGGGUUGCUGCCGCAUCACGGGUCAACACGGGCGCGGCGCCAAAUGCACCGAGCAAUGGUGGUGGCGCGAGUUUGCAGGGUGAGGCACUGCCGCCACUUCAACAGCAGCCAGCCCCGUUCGAUCGCAGUGCCCUGAGUACGGUCGGCUCGCGAUCGGAUGGUAGUGUAAAAAGCAUGAGCACGAGUGUGGCCAGCACCCGAGGUGCACGAGAACCUCCGACGCCGAACAGCAGCUCAGGCUUGAUUGUUCUGAACCCCGCCCCGCACACGAUGGCAACCAUCGCACCAACGCCCAAUUCUACAAGUGGACCAAGUGCUGCUGGAUUUUCGACUGGCCACAACAAUCACAACAAUGGCAGUGGCCCGGCAUUGCCCAGCAACCCUUUCACGAUUCCAGGAGGCGAAUCAUCUGCAGGUGAUCAAGCCACCUCAGGAUCGCCCUCCACCUCGCCGAAUCAUCAUACACGUACUACCAACAGCAACAACUCUGCGCCAGAACCCUCCAACCAAGCGCAAGCAUGGGCGUAUCAGUACCCUUCCGCGGUCGGCGCCAUAAACUCGCACAACUAUUGGCCAGAAGCAAAGCAGUUGCAUCAGCACUAUCAGCAUCAGUUGCAGCAACAGCAACUAAAACACCAACAACACAUGCAACUGCAGCAGCAACACCAUCAACAACAACAGCAGCAGCAGCAGUUGCAGUUGCAGCAUUUGCAGCAAGUGCAUCAGCUGCAGAUGCAGCAAGGCCCAUUCCAAGUGUCUGCCCAACAGCGGCUGCCGCAGGCACCGAAUGCUUCCCAUCCAGCAUUAGCUCAGCAAAUGCCGUUUGGGCUUAUGGAUGGGUCUUAUGGCCGACCCCAAGGUAGCUCUGCCAUGGUGCAACCGGCCAUGUUUUCCAACAUUGCGCUACAGCAGCAGCAACAACAACACCAGCCGCAGCAGCAGCAGCAGCAGCCGCAGCAGCAACACCAGCUCCAGCAACCUCAGCUCCAGCAACCCAUGGGGCGAUCUCUCCAUCCGUAUCAGCAGCAACAAGCUGCCUCUCAGUUUGAAGGUGCUGUUGAUGCUUACGCUCCGAAGGGUGAAUUUCAGCAACAGGUUCAACUGCAUCACCAACACCAGCAAUCCUUUGUGCAAGGCAGCACUGGGCUCCAAUCCUCUCAACUCGUAGCGCCGUUAGUCCUGGCCGACGGACUGAAUUUCAUGAGCAGCAUUCCUUCUCCCACGACGUUCAAUUCUUCGGGAUUUUCGCACCCGCCCAGCCAUUCAUCCUCGUCUUCUUCGUCGGUCAGCAAUCCGAGUAUGAGCGGCGGGUCUGGAUGGAACCCCUAUCCGUACCAGCAGCAGCAACACCAGCAGCCAGUGCUACAGCUCUCUUUGGACGGCGCAAUGCUGUACUCUGGCAAGAUGAACACGCAUCCGAACCUGACCGAUCCUGCACUCCUCUUGCCCAAUCAUGCGCACCAGCAGCUCCAAGUCGAUGCCCACAACGUCACCCCAAUACUGUACGGGUCUCACCCCGGGCAGUUCGUGCCAAACCCGACGCACAUGCUCCAGCAGCAGCCGCAGCAGCAAUUGGUGGCAUUCCCGCCAAUCCAGCACCAGGCUCAUCAUCAACAGUCGCAGCUGGCACAACCGCAGUUGCAGCAACAGCAGCAACAGCAGCGUCCACUUCAACAGCAGCGUCCACUUCAACAGGCACAACAGCAGCCAGCUCCGAUUCAACAGUCAUUGCAUCCAAUUCCGAUUCAACCGAUGCACCCCAACCUGCAACAACAACAACAACAGCAGCAGCAGCAGCAGCAGCAGCAACAGCAGCAACAACAACUACAACAACCACGACAAGCAGAACAAACACCACAGCAUGUCUGGCUGCAGCAAUUGGAGCAGCAUCGGAACAAUGAACCGCAACUUUCGCCAAACAAACUGGCAGAAAUCAAUAAUCGAAUGCGGCAGACGAAAUUUACGAUUGCCUCGCAGAAGGAUCGUUCGUACCGCUGCCCCGUUGCCGGGUGCACGCGGACUUACACCAAGAGCUCCCACCUUUCGGCACAUGUUCGCCGGCACUCUGGCGAAAAGCCGUUCGAGUGCACCCACACUGGCUGUGGUCGGCGCUUUAGCCGCUCGGACGAGCUCUCGCGUCACACGCGCUCGCACACUGGUGUGCGGCCGUUCGGGUGUGAAGUCUGCGGCAGCCGUUUUGCACGCUCAGAUCACUUGCAAAAGCACAAGCGAAUGCACAAAAAGUAUGAAGUGCUGCACCUCGAACCCCCCAAUGUAGCGACGCGGUCUGCGAGUCGCUCCCAUGCUCCAAAUAAUGGCGAUCUAACCGAUGAUCCAGAGUCAGCAGCGACUGGUUUCGAUGCUGACCAAUAUGAUGAAGAGCCAGAAGAUCAGGAUGACGACUCGGCCUCUCAUUCUGAUGCGAACGAAUAAGCAGCACAACGUGAACUGGUUUUUAUUGUUGUGCUGUACGCUCGUUGUUCUUCCUUUGUCGGUGCCCCAAUUUUUUCAUUGUUAUCCAUUAUACCCCCCCCCCUCUCUUCUUAAUUCACCUCAUCACUUCAAAGAUUUGAAUUUCGGCUACGAUAGAGCACAAAUAACUUGUGGUUUGAUACACCAACACCUGAAAUGAAACGCAAGAUGGAAUACAGAAUAAACGCAAGAGAGAAACACUCAAAAAAAAAAAAAGCAUGCCUUUUUCAAC
Molecule: messenger RNA, 3337 nt
Organism: Capsaspora owczarzaki ATCC 30864
Lineage: Eukaryota; Filasterea; Ministeriida; Capsasporidae
Product: krueppel-like factor 16
Exons: 3
Coding region: 130-3066 (978 amino acids)
Biological process (GO): regulation of transcription by RNA polymerase II
Molecular function (GO): DNA-binding transcription factor activity, RNA polymerase II-specific; RNA polymerase II cis-regulatory region sequence-specific DNA binding
Source: RefSeq, a predicted model, not a curated record